Aplosporella prunicola CBS 121167 is the source of this 1947-nucleotide messenger RNA. RefSeq lists its product as uncharacterized. Gene Ontology annotation, molecular function: transmembrane transporter activity. NCBI's taxonomy places the organism in Eukaryota, Fungi, Ascomycota, Dothideomycetes, Botryosphaeriales, Aplosporellaceae. Bases 4 to 1641 code for a protein of 545 amino acids. The transcript is spliced from 4 exons. Gene Ontology annotation, biological process: transmembrane transport. The record is from RefSeq and is a predicted model, not a curated record.
GGCAUGUCGGACAACGCGCUCGCCCUCGACCAAGAGAUGCACAACUCGUCCUCGUCCAACGAGCAGCAACGGGAUGAGAAGAGCAAACCCCCAAGAUCCAUCCAAGGAGUGCGCUGGUUUCUUGUCUGCUUGGCCAUUUUCUCGUGCAAUCUCCUUUACGGCCUGGACAACACCAUUGUCGCCAACAUCCAGCCCCCCAUCAUCGCGUCUUUUGGAGGUGUCAACAAGCUGGGUUGGCUCGGCAUCGGAUUCCCUCUGGGUUCCAUCGCAAUCAUCUUGCCCAUCGGCAAGGCGUACGCCAUUUUCGAUGUCAAAUGGCUCUACGUCGGAUCGCUUACCAUGUUCGCGGCCGGCAGCGCCUUAUGCGGCGCUGCACCCAGCAUGAACGCACUGAUUGUUGGGCGUGUUUGGGCCGGAGCAGGAGGAGCGGGAAUGUACCUUGGGAAUCUAAACCUGAUCCAGACGUUGACGACACCGCGAGAGCGCAGCGUCUACAUGUCGGCCAUCGUGCUGGUGUACGGCGCGGGGGCCAUUCUUGGGCCGGUGAUUGGUGGCUCCUUGGCUGACAGCUCGAAAAGCGGAUGGCGCUGGGCUUUCUACCUGAACCUCUUCAUCUUCGCGGCAAUGGGGCCCAUCUAUAUCUUCUUGCUGCCAUCGAUCCAGCCUCGACCAGGCGUCAGUGUAUGGACGAAGGUGCGAACCCUCGACUGGGUCGGGGCUGUCUUGAGCUCUGCCAUUUACACCACCUUCGCCAUGAUCUUUACGUUCGGUGGCUCCAUCUGGCCUUGGGACGAUGGGCGCACAAUAGCAUUGUACGUGGUUUGCGCAGCCAUUACUAUUGCGUUUGCCGUCACGCAGUACUUUGCUUGGUUUACGACCAAAGAGAACAGACUCUUCCCCGGCCACUUUCUCUACAGCAGGACCUUGCUGCUGCUCUUCAUUUGCAGCGCCUGCCUUGGCGGCGCGCUGUUCGCCUGCAUCUACUACAUUCCGCUGUACUUCCAAUUCGUCCGGAACGACAAUGGCGUGCAAGCCGCAGUGCGUCUUCUCCCGUUCAUCUGCUUCUACGUAUUCAGCGUCGUCCUCAAUGGCGUCUUCAUGAUUCGUCUCGGCUACUAUAUGCCUUGGUUCCUGGCUAGUGGCAUCUUCACCACCAUCGGCGGCGCAUUGCUGUAUACCAGUACGGCUGAGAUGCCAGUUGCCAACGUCUACGGCUACACGAUCCUCGUGGGACUUGGUAUGUCGGCAUAUCAGGCCGCGUACUCGGUUGUGCCGACAAAGGUCAAACCGGACGAGAUCGCCGAGGUCAUCCAGUUCAUUAAUGUAGCGCAGCAGGGCAGUAUCUUGAUCGCCCUCACUAUCUGCAGCACCGUGUUUCAGAACGUCGCGUUCGAUAGGCUGGUUGCCAUCCUCGUCCCGGCUGGUUAUUCCACUACAGACGUCAGGGCUGCCAUUGCGGGUGCUAGAAGUACGGUUUUGCAAUCAGCACCGGCGGAUGUCCGACAGGCCGCUCUAGACGUGCUCGUCCAGGCUAUCGAUUACGCUUAUUCGCUUGUUAUCGUCUCAGGGGGCCUUAUGAUCAUAUGCUCGGUGCUCAUGAAGCGCGAGAAGAUUGUCAUGGACUUUGUGGCUGGAGGGUGAGGUAAAUGACCUUAAGGCAUCGCUUUGCUCCCCAGAUGCUCUCUUGAGACAAAUUCAUCAAAUCCGCCAAGUUUGCGCCGGCAAUGAAGUUUCUGCGAUAGAAGUUGGAGAGAGGACCUAGAAUUGAAACGUCCAUGGCGCCGUGGCUUUUACAACUCAUACAGUAAGGUCAUACUGUGGUAGAAUAGCAUAUUGCAUUUCCGGCGCGAUAUGGACAUCCGAAGGAUAGAAUUUUUUUAGUAGUAAUAAUGUUUGCUAAUAAGCUCUCGCUCGCUUCAAAUUAAAGAACUUUGAAACUUUUUCCAC